AGGCCCAUUUCAUUAGGGCUCAUCUUUCCGGCCCAAAUGGGCUUGGAAAGAAAACACGCUCACAUUCGUCCUUCCAUGGAAAGAAAAACUCAUAGCUAGCUCUGUAGUUACUAGUUUGCACUCCUCUCCGCGGUCGCCGACAUCGCCACCGCUGACGACGUCGUCUGCGCCACCGUCAAAUCCUUACCUAUACUACGUCUUAGAGUUGUUCUCUGUAGACCUCAUUUCACUGAUGGCGAUUGUGAAAGACUCUGUUGCCUAUUCGAAUAUCUCUCCACCAAAUUCACAUGGAGCUGUUGUUCUUGGCGGAACUUUUGAUAGAUUGCAUGAUGGCCACCGGCUUUUUCUCAAGGCAUCGGCUGAGGUUGCAAGGGAUCGCAUUGUCAUUGGGGUUAGUGAUGGACCCAUGUUGAGUAAAAAACAGUUUGCUGAUCUAAUAGCACCGAUUGAGAAAAGGAUGCAUGAUGUUAAAGAGUAUAUUAAGUCUAUCAAACCAGAGCUAGUAGUGCAAGUUGAACCAAUUAUUGACCCCUAUGGUCCUUCAAUCGUUGAUGAGAAUUUGGAGGCUAUUGUUGUCAGCAAGGAGACUUUACCUGGGGGACUAUCAGUAAAUAAGAAGAGAGCUGAGAGAGGCCUCUCGCAACUAAAGCUUGUGCAGAUUGAAGUUAUUGACAUCCUCCCUGAGGAAUCAACUGGAGAAAAGCUGAGUUCUACAACAUUGAGGAGACUUGAGGCUGAGAACAUGGUGAAUGCUGCUUUUAGUUGAAUAAUGUUUGGCGGAAUAUGAGAAAAUUUAGAAGCAGAAAAUUCGGGAGCCAACAGACAAUGAGUUUCUGUGUUCUAAGACAGAAUUGAGGCAAGCUGUGUACUUUAGGAAGGAUUAAUUCCAAUGGGCAUUUGAUUGAUGUCAUUUAUGGAUAUUUUAUUUUUAAUAGGCCUUCUAAUUUUAAUGCCAACUUGGAAAUGUAAUUCCAAUAACAGUAUUUUGGCUGUAUGAGAAAAACGCCACCCCCUAUGAGUGGUGAAUUUUCUUUUC
This is a messenger RNA of Vitis vinifera (wine grape), 1036 nucleotides long. RefSeq names its product phosphopantetheine adenylyltransferase. The coding region runs from base 233 to 766 and encodes 177 amino acids. The record is from RefSeq and is a predicted model, not a curated record. Gene Ontology annotation, molecular function: pantetheine-phosphate adenylyltransferase activity; dephospho-CoA kinase activity. The transcript is spliced from 7 exons. Gene Ontology annotation, biological process: coenzyme A biosynthetic process. Lineage: Eukaryota; Viridiplantae; Streptophyta; Magnoliopsida; Vitales; Vitaceae.